AAUACCCACGGUUCUUGCGUCUGUGGACUGUUCAAUCUUUGUGUUUUGAAAAGUCUUCCGAACAUUCACCAUUUCCGACCUAGGUAGUCGCAACCAAAAUUCACCAUGCCACCAAAAGCAAACUCGCUUGCAGACCCUAGCUCGGGCGCGUCAUCUCCAGACCCACUUACUUUCGCGACAAGCCCAGCUCCUGGAAAGGGCAGAGCGACGCGCAGGACGUCCAGGUUUGCCCAGCCUUUGGCACCGCGCUCUCCGAACGUGGCAGCUUCCGAUCCGUUCUUGGACAGGCCCAUCCAUGAAAGGACUACCCCUUCCAAGUCUCUGACCAUGUCUACCCCCGGAGGCAGAGGAGCUUCUCCGUGGCGUAUCAAAGUCACUGUGGAAGCAGAACAAGAUGACGAUGACGACUGCAUCACGGUCAAGCGUCCUUCUACCCGUAUUGAGACGAAAACUACGACCAUUCCCGUAAAAGGUUUGGAAAGCUCGUCACCAGUUAAAAAAGGAAGAGGAAGACCCAGAAAGUCCGACACCGCGCCUCCUGCCACGCAGAAGCGUAAUGGUACACCAAUCCGCAGGAGAAGAAAGUCUGUUACGAAGAGCCCAGAAGAUGAAAGCGACUCGUCCUUCAAUGAUGCCACUUUUCCGCCCAAAAACCGCCAACAAUCUCGAAAGAGCACAGCAAAAGACACUCAAGUGCCUGAGCCGAUCCGGGCGACGCUUAUGUAUGGCCCGAGAUCAACAGAGGGAACACCCGUUCCCGAGAGAAAUUAUCACAACUCAAACGAAUCUCCGUUCGGAGAGCCGGAUCCUGCAUCUCAGCCAGCCUCGUCUAUUGGACGUAGAAGGUCAACGCGGCUCAGCCGCAGGCUUAGCGAUGCUGCCGCGGAAACCAGUGGACCGGUCCAGCAACCUCAAGGCCCUGCGGCCGACACAGAGAGACACAACUCGUCAGAGUCCGGAAAAGACGCAGAAAUGUGGCGCGCCAUGACUAGUAACUAUGAAUACGAAAGCGAGGAGACCGCAGAGGGGCAAGGGGAAGAAGAUGAAGACGGGGAAGAACAGGAAGAUGAAGAAAAUGAGGAUGAUGAGGAAGAAGAGGAAUACUCGGAUGAUGGUGGAUUUGAAAUGACCAUGCCCGACGUCACUGUGCCCGAUAUCACGGUUCCAGACGUCGUCGGUGACACUACAAUGAUCAACAGCGAGAACUUCAGCAUGGUCUCCAUAGACUCACUACCAAGCAGGCAAGCUGCUCUGAGUAGCCCUCUCGCGCGAAAGGCGAUUGCGAACCAGCAACAACAGUCCGCCAAAGGUCCUUCUCGGCAGCUUAACUUCGCUACCGAGAAAGCUAAACAAUCUAUCGAUCUUCCGAGUGCUCCACCACCAGAGCCUGAGCCUAACGAGGAAUCUCUCGUAGAAGACUCGGCUUUGUCGGUCUCGUACAUGCCGUCUUCUCCACCUGUCCGCUUCUCUGCUCCAACACCAAAGACCGUAAAAUCGCCUCCUGCUCCGCCGGCCACCAAAGCUGCUUCUCGCCCUUCUCCGAAGAAACCGACAGUACUCAAGCUUGUAAAUGUUGUUAGGGCUGGACUGGCCCUUCAAGGUGUAGUAAACGGUAAUAACCGCGGAACGCUCGACAGGAGGCCUUCGGAUGAUAUCAGAGAGCGCGCUCAGCUGAGGAGGCUGGACAAAGUGUUCAACGACUUCAAGCCCAAGACUAGGAGGGAGCUGCAAGCUGGUCUGCGACUUGGUCAGCAGCUGGCAGAACGCGCACGAUCGCGUGCCACAACCCGUGAAACUACCCGAGACCCCAGCCCUCCCCAAAAAGAAUCUCAGACCGGCAAUGAUGUUUCUGGCAGAAGAGUCGCGGUGCCUCCAGCAGGCUCGGCCAGCGAUUCGAAUGAGCAGCGCCUUCCUACCCCGGAGGAAAAUGAUCACGCAUCUACCGCCCAGCUUUCUUCCGAACAACAGGUUAGCUACCCUAAGCUCAACACCGAGUCCCAACCCGUUCAGCUCGUUAGCCCAGCUAGGAGUCAAAUAAGCGACGAUGGAAUGAGCUGGAAGGCUAAUACGCCGCCAUCGACGAAGGCCAGUUCUCAGGAAGAAGGCCAAGAAGGCAAUUCCCGUCCUAUAAACUUCAUGGAUUACGAGGAUAGUGUUUUACAACAACAACCUGGAGAAGAUUUCGACCAUUACUGGCAGCGCCGUCGUGAAACAAUCAGUAAAAAGAUUCAGGAUGCCAAUGCCAGCCAGGUUAUUGUCAUCAACUCAGAUGAGGGUAGCAGCGAGCUCUCCGAGCAAAAUCUUCAGGAUAGCGAUAUCUGGGAAGAGGAAGCUAGUCGAGAUUCCUCCACGCGGGCAUCCCGUAGACGCCAGCGGCAGGCAAGCCCGCAACAACAGCAGAGUACUUUGGCCAGUGGUUCUAAUGCUUCCAAGUCUCGCCACGGCAGGGUUGCUGAAUCUCCGAAGGACGGAGAGCCUAUCAAUGCUCAAGCUAGCAAGGGUGCGGAGGAGUUGAAGGCUGGCUCGCAAUCAGAACCAUCUUCGAACUCUUCUGAACGCGCCAAGACGCCGGAAACCGUAUCAGACGAUGCAGACAGCACUGGGAUUUUCUGGCAAAAGCCCGAUGCUACCGCAUCAAAGCAACCAGAGCCUUCCCAAUUGAAGAGCGACAAGAUGGACCUUUCCAUGCUCCUUGGCACGAACGACAUUCCUCAAAAGAGCAAUGCGUUCAAUCCUCAACGAAUGCCCGAGAACAUGGUCUUUAAAGCACCGUACAAUGCGGGCACCAAGCUGACUUCUCCGACCAGGGGUAGUCCGCUGAAACAGCAGGUGGUGUUUUCUUCACCUACGGCUGCCAGCAGUAGCCCGUACAGCAAAAUUUCGCAUAGCAUCGAGGCGUCGGCGCUCCUCCAGGACUCCGUGCUUGAUAGUUCGAUGGCACAGGAGGGUGACUCUAUGACCUCGGACAUCAGGCAGCUUCGCGCAGAGGCGGAAGCGUACCGGAAUAUGAAGAGCCUUACGCCUCGGAACGAUCAUCCCGUGCACCAGAACGAGGAUGUUGAGAUCGAGGACGCACCUGCAAUGCCGGAAGAGCGGAUCCAGCCCUCGCCGCACCGCGGCAACACGCACAUGACGUCCCUGCACCUGGGCAGCAAUCGCGACCGAAAGCCACUUUUCGCCGCUGCACCAACCGCGCCCGCUGCCCCCAAGCCUACCACACCAGAGAUCCACCCCUCGCAUGUGCAAGCGCUGCAAGCUCUCCAGCAGCAGCAGCAGCAGCAGCAAAGCAAUAGCGGCGUCUUCUCGCGGGUGUGGUCCACUCUGGGCAGUAGCAACAACGCUGCCACGCCCACGCCCACACCUCUCCAUCCGCUCGCGGCGCCUAUGCCCGCCCUCCCCAAGCACGCCCCCUGGACCAACACACACUACCGCGCGCUCGACGCGCUAUACCAGCACUCCAAAGCCUCACCCCGCCUCUUCAGCCCCACCAACCCCCUCAACGCCUCACUCCUAUCCGCUCCGCGCCCCACCGCGCGCCUCAGUUCGCGCACCGGCCAGCUUGUCUGGAGCGACACGCCGCUGUCGUCGUACCGGGGACAAACAAUGCCGCUGCCGGGCGGCGGGGGCGGGACACUGACGCUGACGGACGAGAUGCUCGUUGUCGCGGGCGCGUUUUUGCAGCUGUUGACGCUGGAGACGGCGGGCGAGUUUAAGGCGUGGACGGGGCGCGAGCUCGAGCCUGCGAGGGGCCGCGACGAGCCGUUGAGGGUGGGCGAGCAGAUUUGGGCGUGGGCUGUGCUGGCGAGGUUGGCUAGUGUGGUGCAUGGGGAGGAGGUGAGGGAGGGGGAGAGACGGGCGAGGAGGGAGGCGAGGGGCGUGAGGGCUUAGAUAUUGGUAGAUGGGGUGUUGUUGUUGUUGUGGUGGUGGUGGUUGGUUGGAGGUGGGUGGAGGUGGAUGAUGUUGUUUUCUCUCACUUUCUUUUCUUGCUCUUUCUCUCUUCUCGGUUGGUUGUAAAGGCGUUCGAGGGCAGAUACGUACUCUGUACAGAGGCACGGCUACGCUACUUUUCUGUAGUAUGUACGUAUAUUCUGACGAAGUCACGAUCACGGUCAGGCUCGGCAAUGGACAAUUGAAUAAUCAGAUUUUACGU
This is a messenger RNA of Aplosporella prunicola CBS 121167, 4150 nucleotides long. RefSeq lists its product as uncharacterized. The coding region runs from base 106 to 3888 and encodes 1260 amino acids. The transcript has a single exon. NCBI's taxonomy places the organism in Eukaryota, Fungi, Ascomycota, Dothideomycetes, Botryosphaeriales, Aplosporellaceae. The record is from RefSeq and is a predicted model, not a curated record.